AAGAGUUUCAUUUAUUAUAUUGCUGGUAAGUUGCAGUACAGUAAUAUUCUUGGUUUGCAAGAUUGCUCAAACCCUCCGCUAAAGAAUGGACGAAAUAGCCUCUGUAUCGAAAAAAGAUUUGGGAAUUGCAGAUUAUGUAUCGUUUGCUGCCUUGCUCUCGGUGUCUUGCAUCAUUGGAAUUUACUACGCUUAUCGAGAUAGAAGAAAUUCAACGACAAGUAAUUACUACUUUGGAGAUCGAAAAAUUAAUGCGAUCGCGGUUGGUCUCUCAAUUGCUGUGACGUUUCGUUCGUCUGUAACUGUUAUUGCCAGCCCCGCUGAGUCAUAUAUUACCGGAACGGCAGUUUUGUGGUCGGAUUUUGCUAUCGUGAUCAUAGCUUUUAUCACCAUGAUAUACUUUAUACCUGCCUUUCGUCGUAUGCAGCUGAACACUAUUUUUGAGUUUCUAGAACUUCGAUUCAGUCUGGUAUUGGCAAGAAUAGCCGCAUGCAUGUAUACUUUUGGUACAAUCUUUUACAUGGGAAGUGUUGUUUAUCUGCCUGCCGUUUCCCUGAAUGCGGUCACUUCAAUACCGUUGGAAUGGAGCAUCAUUUUAACUGGAGGAAUUUGUACUUUGUAUACUACUCUGGGUGGAAUGAAAGCAGUUAUAUGGAACGAUGUUUUCCAAUCCAUUAUAAUGAUUGCUGGAAUGUUUGCUGUGACAAUUCAAGGUUUGAUAACUAUAGGAGGAGUUGAUAAGAUGAUGGACGCACUAGAAAGAGGAGGACGUUACACUGCAAUGAAAUUUGAAUAUGGGAUUAUCAGUCGCGUGUCUCCAGCUGCAAUUCUUGUCGGCAAUUUCGUGAUGGCUAUGGAUGUCUUGUGCUUUUCACAAACAAUAAUACAAAGAUAUUUAUCUUGCAAAAGUACCAGACAAGCACAAUUUUCUCUGCUGGUAUAUCUUCUUCCGACUCUAUUGAUAACUUUGGCAACGUUCGUUAAUGGAUUUAUCAUGUAUACGUAUUAUGAGGGGUGCGAUCCAGUGUUGUCCGGAAAACUUCAAAAAAUAGACCAAGGAAUACCAUACUUGGCGAUGGAACUUUUUGAAAAUAUUCCAGGAAUGGCAGGAUUGUUCAUAUCAGCAAUAUUCAGUGCAAGUCUCAGCACGGUCUCUUCUUCAUUAAACUCUCUGUCCGUUGUUCUGCUCGAGGAUUUUUUUGUGAAAAGAUGGCCGAACAUGACGGAAUCUAUCAAAUUAUUGACUGGAAAAAUAUCUGUUGUCGUCAUUGGAACACUCGUAAUCAUCAAUGCAUUUGUAAUUUCUAUUGUAAGAUCAAACGCACUUGAGUUGGUUUAUGGAUUUACAGGAUUAAUAUACGGACCUUUGGUUGGAAUUUUUAUUCUAGGGUUUUUCUUCCCGUGGACGAAUAAAUAUGGAGCAGUUAUUGGUGUUUUUUCUGGGUAUGUCAUGCUCUCAUUCAUUUUUCUUGGAAAUCACAUUUGGAAUGAGAAUCCAUAUUCUGAAAAUGUUCCUCUUCGUACAAUAGACUCUUGUCCAACAAAUAAUGUUACUUCAGAAUUAUUUCUAAACACCACAACAUCAAUGCCAAAUAUGCUAUCUACAAACACUGAAGUGGAACACUCAGUUCUUCUGGAUAUUCUCAACAUCAAUUUCAACUUUUUAAUGUUUCUCGGUUGUUCAGUUGCUAUUGUUAUGGGAUUGCUGUUCUCAUUUCUAACAGGACACACACCAGGAUCUAAAGCAAAUCCGAUUUAUUUUAUUCCACUCGUCGACAACAAACGUCUACCUGUAAAAGUCAGGAAAUUUUUUCGCUUUGGAGUUCCAGAACUUCUACCGGUUGAAAAAAAGAUCUCAUCUAAGACGGAUAGCGUAGAAGAUGUCAACUACUCAAACAAAAUAUAGAAUAAUAUGGCAAUAUAGAGUUAUUAUCUAGAACUCUGCAACCUGCGACCUGCGGGCUAAAUGCGGCCCAUAAGGAAACAUUGUGCGGCUCGCAAAGAAGUGCCAAUUGGUCCCAAUGUGGUAUGUGCGAAUCAUUUCAAUUCCGAGCCCCAUUAAAUAUCUAUGUCUAUGACGUUACAAUACCUUUUUUGUGCGUGCAAUUAGCAAUUACUAGAAAGCCUAUGUUAAAUAAAGGUGCGGCUCACGGUUUCACCCAGGUAUUUGUAUCUGGCCUUCCUGUAUUGAAGCUUACACACCCUUGUCUAGAACAUAUGGAGUUACAUAACGUAUUGGUAUCAGCAGUUUUUGUAUUGCGUAAGAGGUGCUCAAGGUAUGCAUGUUUAUUUGUCCCGUGUAUUAAUUUAAUCAUAGAUAUACAGAAAUAAAAAUAAUAUAUUCGGAGACAAGAAGCGCUUUUGAGAUUAUUCAAGCCCAAACAACAGAACGACAUAAACCCUUGUGAGUGAAUAUCUAUAUAUCUAAUCAUAAUGGAUAAUAGUUUCCUCGAUUUAUGCAAUGCAUGAUCUACCAAAUUCAGUUAUCCAAUGAAUACCAAAGCAUGAGUUGUUUCGACAAAUUUUGAAUAAAAUGAAGAAAGAUUGUAACAUAUCAAUAAUAUUUUAGAUGUUAUUAGCUGCAUCUUAUCCAGAAGUCAUUUGAGUCUAUGGUGUUUUACUCUUAAUAAUAGAUAAUACACGACGUCACGACGAGCUUAUCAUUUGUACAGUAGUUUGUGCGCUUAACAAAAGUUCA
Messenger RNA from Styela clava, 2695 nucleotides. RefSeq names its product sodium-coupled monocarboxylate transporter 1-like. Lineage: Eukaryota; Metazoa; Chordata; Ascidiacea; Stolidobranchia; Styelidae. Gene Ontology annotation, cellular component: membrane. Gene Ontology annotation, biological process: sodium ion transport; transmembrane transport. Gene Ontology annotation, molecular function: symporter activity. The record is from RefSeq and is a predicted model, not a curated record.